This is a messenger RNA of Eupeodes corollae, 1944 nucleotides long. Its product is annotated as zinc finger protein 260-like. The record is from RefSeq and is a predicted model, not a curated record. Gene Ontology annotation, cellular component: nucleus. NCBI's taxonomy places the organism in Eukaryota, Metazoa, Arthropoda, Insecta, Diptera, Syrphidae. The coding region runs from base 164 to 1855 and encodes 563 amino acids. The transcript is spliced from 9 exons. Gene Ontology annotation, biological process: regulation of transcription by RNA polymerase II. Gene Ontology annotation, molecular function: RNA polymerase II cis-regulatory region sequence-specific DNA binding; zinc ion binding; DNA-binding transcription factor activity, RNA polymerase II-specific.
AAAGUCAAACUUGCAGCUCACAAUUUUGGUAAACAUACAAAUUACAAAUAAAAAUAAAUUUUAUCGAAACAAAUUUAAUUUAAAUCCUAUAACUAAGCACUUAAAAUAGAAUUAAUUUAAUAAAACUUUCAUACAGAGUAAAGAUAAUAAAAAUAACUUUGAAAUGGAAAUAAGUAUCAAAUGGAAUGUGUGUCGCAUUUGUAUGGAGGAAGAAGGUAAACGCGUCGUGUUGCAUCCAAUCUUCGAAGUUCCAACGCUACCAAACGAUAUCUUUCUAUGCUCAGGAAUAGAGCUUAAAAGAACCGACAAUUUACCAGACAAAAUAUGCCAAAGAUGCCUUUCAAUUUUGAGAUAUGCCACCAAAUUCCGCGAAACAUGUCAAAGGACCACAGAAUACCUGAAUCAUAUUAUACUAAAAACACAAACUGCAUCAAAAAUAUUUAAAUCAAAUAAAAACACUACAGAAUCAGAAGGGGCGUUUGAAAAUAUCGACUUCCUUGAAGAUGAUCAGGCGACUAUUGAAGUCGAUGGCUUGACUAUCGACAGCAAUGACGCUCAAUUCAUUGAUUCAAAUGACAUCCAGUACGUUAUUCAAGAUGUGGAAGUUAUCCCUUCGCCAGCUGGUAAUUGUUCGUCUUUUAAAGCCGGCGAAAUAGAUGAAAUAAAUCUGGUAGAAGAAGAAGAUACAGUUUUUGAUGAAAAUAGCCAAACAAACGACUUGCAGUCUGAUGGGAUUUCUGUUAAGGGUAGCGAAAUAGAUCAAUGUGAUCAAGAGGAAUAUGAAAUGACUUACAUGUCGGAAGAUGAUAUUAAACAAGAAAUCAUUGAAGAACGAGAUGAGCAUCGAGUUGGUGGUGAUGAUGAUUCACAAAGUUUUGCUGAAACAAUGAAUCACAUAAGUGAACUAAUUCAUUCCGAAGACAAUAAACCUGAUCCAACGGAAAUUAAGGAGGAAAUAAAACCAACCAUUCGGAAGUAUAUUCAGAGAGCGAAACCUAAUAAGGCAAAUGCAUUUAUUUGUGACAUAUGUGGGAAUCAUUUUAAAAAGAAAUGUCUUCUCAGUUUUCAUAUGAAAAUCCAUCGAAACGAAAAGAAUUAUGCCUGCGAAAUAUGCAGCAAGCGGUUUAACUCACCCUGCAAUCUGAGAGCACACAUAAGAGUUCACACUGGAGAAAAACCGUUUCAUUGUCAGUAUUGUGACAGAAAAUUUGCCGAUCGCAGCACACAAAUAAAACAUGAAAGAAUACACACCAAUGAGAAACCUUAUAAUUGUUCAACUUGUGGAAAAGCAUUUUCCCUUACAACAUCACUUAAGGCUCAUGAAAAAAUGCACACAGGAGAAAGGCCUUACAAAUGUGAACCUUGUUCGAAAGCAUUUACCCUGCCACAUCAAUUAAAGGCUCAUCUGCAGACGAAUAUGCAUCGUAUUAUAACAGAGAUUUAUCAAUAUGAAGAAUAUUAUCAAUGGAAUAUUAUCAAUGUUAUAAACACAGUUUUUAUGAUUUAUUUAUAUUUUAGAAUAUGCAGCAAGCGGUUUAACUCACCCUGCAAUCUGAGAGCACACAUAAGAGUUCACACUGGAGAAAAACCGUUUCAUUGUCAGUAUUGUGACAGAAAAUUUGCCGAUCGCAGCACACAAAUAAAACAUGAAAGAAUACACACCAAUGAGAAACCUUAUAAUUGUUCAACUUGUGGAAAAGCAUUUUCCCUUACAACAUCACUUAAGGCUCAUGAAAAAAUGCACACAGGAGAAAGGCCUUACAAAUGUGAACCUUGUUCGAAAGCAUUUACCCUGCCACAUCAAUUAAAGGCUCAUCUGCAGACGAAUAUGCAUCGUAUUAUAACAGAGAUUUAGUUUAUCUUAUUUGAAGGAGUAGUUUUAAUGUUAGAAAAUAAAAUCUUUAAUUUAAGAAUUAGUAAUACAAAUACAAACACAAAAGUGUA